Messenger RNA from Nakaseomyces glabratus, 465 nucleotides. RefSeq names its product mitochondrial 54S ribosomal protein mL59 (gene MRPL25). NCBI's taxonomy places the organism in Eukaryota, Fungi, Ascomycota, Saccharomycetes, Saccharomycetales, Saccharomycetaceae. Gene Ontology annotation, molecular function: structural constituent of ribosome. The record is from RefSeq and is a predicted model, not a curated record. Gene Ontology annotation, cellular component: mitochondrial large ribosomal subunit.
AUGAGCUCUAAACAGUACUUUGAGCAGCUGCCCAAGAAGUUGAAGGAUUUUUUCUAUAAGUACCCACCCAGUGUGAAAUAUGCGGUGAAGCCCACGUCCACACACGCUAUGGAUGCCAAUCCCUUCCUUGCCAACAAGCACCCAGUUACUGGCAAGUAUCAUGGUGCCAAGUACUCUGCGAGACGAAUGAGUGACAUAUAUAAGCUGGCGUACAGGUACGGCGUACAGGAUUUACUCCCACAGACCAACAAGCAGUUCUUCGAGGAGAAGUACAACAACAAGAAGUUUAUGAGAGGUAUCUUGACGCCUAAGGGCCACAAACACGAGCUGAACAUGGAGGAGAGAAUGAAGAGGAAGGCUGAAGGUAUCGCUAAUGCUGAGAAGAUACUGGCUGAAGUCAAGGGUUCUAAGUACAAGAGAAGAAUGGAGAAAGUCCAGGAGAAGAAACGUGUGGGAUGGGUAUGA